Molecule: messenger RNA, 1107 nt
Organism: Phalaenopsis equestris
Lineage: Eukaryota; Viridiplantae; Streptophyta; Magnoliopsida; Asparagales; Orchidaceae
Product: thymocyte nuclear protein 1
Exons: 2
Coding region: 116-637 (173 amino acids)
Cellular component (GO): nucleus
Source: RefSeq, a predicted model, not a curated record
UUAAAAAAAAAAAAAAAAUAGUUUCUUCGAUGUGGAUGGCGGGCCGCUCCGUUUCCCUCCAAAAAGCCAGUCCCCUCCGCUCCUCUCUCUGCCCCGUCAAGAAAUCUCGAAUACAAUGAGAAAUCUUAAACAAGCGCUCGUUAGAAACAAUGGGAAACGCAGCUACUGGCUUCUCAAGACGGAGCCGGUGGAGUGGUCGUGGGAUGAUCAGCUCCGCUCCGACGGUGGUGUCUCCCGGUGGGACGGCGUACGAAAUCGUCAGGCGCAGAAAAACCUCAAGUCCAUGAAAUGCGGCGAUCUCUGCUUGUUUUAUCAUUCCGGACGCGAACGCCGAGUGAUCGGCGUGGUCGAGGUUGCCAGGACUUGGUACUCCACUGCCGAUGAAAGCAGCGAUGACUGGGAGGGGGCGGUAAACGUUCGGACGGUGUCGGAGAUGCGGCGAGCCGUGGAUUUGAGGGAGAUUAAGGCCGCGACAGGGGAGAUGAAGGAUUUCGCACUCUUACGGCAGCCGCGGCUUUCGGUGGUCCCGGUGCCAGAGAAAGCUUGGAAUCGAAUUUGUGAGAUGGGUGGAGGGUUUUGGGAUGAGGAUGGCGAAGGAGAACAUGGGGAGAAUAAAAAAGAGGGGGAUACAGAAUAGGAGUGGUUUCUGGCAAAGCUAUUUUUGGACCCCCUCUUGAGGAAUACUGGACAAAGAAGCUUCAGGAAGAGGCGGCGAAUGGGGCCAAUGAUGCAGAUAAAUAGUUAAUAGCGCUGCAAAGAUGUUCUUAGUAUGCUUUGUCUGCUUAGUGUGAUUAUUUUCAGUGGUUUUUGGAUCCUCUUAAUCCAUAUCUCUAAGCAGCGUUUCACUUUUGCUGAUGCCGAAACGUUACUACUAGUUAUUGACCUGCAUCAAUCUAAGGAGUUGUGGUUUUGUUCUUUGCCCACUACGAACUAUUUCGUUCGUGAAGCGACCUAUAUAACAAAGAUGAAAUUUUGCCUAGUAUUUUUAAGCAUGCCGUAUUCUGCAAAAAUUACAAUGAAAAAAAAAAUCCUUGCUGUUGUAUUGAUGGAUGGAUUACUUGAUAUCUUUUGUAAGAAGAAUGCAUAUUAAGUAAAAAAUUGAAAAGC